AUGGACGUUAUUCACCCAGCGAGAGGAGAACAUUCCGGCGAGGAAUCCUCCUCGCAUGAGCUGAAAGAUCUCACUUCGGCCAGGCGGCUGGGGGGAAAAGCAGCAGCAGCAGCAGCAGCAGCGGAGGAACAGACUGCAUUGGAGGCGCAAGACCAGAAACCCCAGCAGCAGCAGCAGCAGCAGCAGCAGCAGCAGCAGCAGCAACAAUCCCAGCAACAGCAGCAGCAGCAGCAGCAGCAGCAGCAGCAGCAGCAGCAGCAGCAGCAGCAGCAGCAGCAGCAGCAGCAGCAGCAGCAGCAGCAGCAGCAGCAGCAGCAGCAGCAGCAGCAACAGCAACAGCAGCAGCAGCAGCAACAAUCCCAGCAGCAGCAGCAGCAGCAACAGCAACAACAAUCAAAGCAGCAGCAGCAGCAGCAGCAACAGCAACAACAAUCCCAGCAACAGCAGCAGCAGCAGCAACAGCAACAGCAACAGCAACAGCAACAGCAACAGCAACAGCAACAGCAACAGCAACAGCAGCAGCAGCAGCAGCAGCAGAAGCAGCAGCAGCAGCAGCAGCAGCAGCAGCAGCAGCAGCAGCAGCAGCAGCAGCAGCAGCAGCAGCAGCAGCAGCAGCAGCAGCAGCAGCAGCAGCAGCAGCAGCAGCAGCAGCAGCAGCAGCAGCAGCAGCAGCAGCAGCGACAGCAAUCCCAGCAUCAGCAGCAAUGUAACCAGCAGAAACGCAAAUCCUCACCUCUCUCUACUUCUUGCCCCAAAUAUCGCGGAGUGCGGCAGAGAAAGGCAGGCCACUGGGUGGCAGAAAUAGAGGACACAGCUAACAAUGUGCGCAAGUGGCUCGGAACAUUUUCCACUCCUGAAGCUGCUGCCCGUGCAUUCGAUCAAGCUGCCCGGGAGCUCCGCGGGCCCCGCGCAAAGACGAAUUUUCCGCUGCCCGAGGAGCAGGCGGGCAGUGGUGGAGAGAGGGAUUAUGACAGGGAGAGGGCCUUAAGGAGAAGACCCUCAAAAGGAGCUGUGGAUGUACGUGGGGUUUUUUAUUCUGCUGUUGGUAAUAAGAAUGAUGAAAAUGUGGGUGGGAUGUGCCAUGGUGAUGGUGAGCGUUUGCUUCUCGGGGAUGAUCUGGAAGAGGGACCGGAAGCAGGAGGAGCAAGCAAUAUGGCAGUGGUGAUUGGGGAUGCUCUGGGAAUCACAGAGGCGGAGCGUUUGGUGCUCGGGAAUGCCCUGGAAGAGACACGGGCCGUGGGAGGAGCAAGAAAUCUGGCAGCGCUGAUUGGAGGAGAAGAAGCAGUGGUCGCAGGAGGAGAAGAUGAUCGGGCAGAGCUGAUCAAAGGCGAGCAUGAGCUGCGACCAGAUGGCUUUGGGUGUGCUGGGGACAGGAAGCUGGCAGGGCAGACUGGAGAGACAUGGGAGGAAGGGGAGCGUGGGGAGAAGUCCAGGAAGGAAGGAGAGGAAGGGAUGCAAGGGGAUGCAGAGGAGUGGGAUGUGGUGCUGAGUCACAUGCAGGAGGUUGCUGCUACUGCUUCUUCUGAAUGGCAUUGGGUGUGCCGGGGACAGGAAGCUGGCAGGGCGGCCAGGAGGGAAGAGGAGCGUGAGGAGAAGUUCAGGAAGGAAGGAUCGGAAGGGGUGCAAGGGGAUGGAGAGAAGUGGGAUGCAGUGACGAGUCACAUCGAGGAGUUUUCUGCUGCUCCAUCUGCAGAGUCAGGCAAUGCUGGGCUGGAUGCUUGGAUGCUGGAGGACCUAGUGUCGCUUGACGGGUUGACUCUAGAGGGUGUGACUGUAGAGGGUGUGACUGUGGAGGGUAUGACUGUGGAGGGUAUGACUGUGGAGGGUGUAACUGUGGAGGGCGUGGAGGGCAUGACCUUGGAGAGAAUGACUGUGGAGGGAGUGACUGUGGAGGGUGUGGCUGCGGAGGGUGUGACUGCGGAGGGUGUGACUGUGGAGGUUAUAAUUGUGGAGGGUGUGACUGUGGAGGGUGUGGCUUCAAAGGGGGUCACUGUAGAAAGUGUGCCAGCAGCAGGUGCUGCACUGGAUGAUGCAGCUUAG
Closterium sp. Naga37s-1 is the source of this 2040-nucleotide messenger RNA. NCBI's taxonomy places the organism in Eukaryota, Viridiplantae, Streptophyta, Zygnematophyceae, Desmidiales, Closteriaceae. The record is from the annotation of a GenBank genome assembly.